Messenger RNA from Colletotrichum truncatum, 714 nucleotides. RefSeq lists its product as uncharacterized. NCBI's taxonomy places the organism in Eukaryota, Fungi, Ascomycota, Sordariomycetes, Glomerellales, Glomerellaceae. The record is from RefSeq and is a predicted model, not a curated record.
AUGAUUUCUAAGGUUAUAAUAUUCUUUCAUGUCGUCUUCGUCGGAGUAGUCUUAUACCUUACCAUUAAGGUCUUACGCGACGAGGACAAUGAGAAGCAAGGCAUAGUGCAGAUCUUAUUGCGUGACCAGGAAAAGCGGUUCGUGCCUGUCCCAGACAUCGUCGACUCCGUAGGCGCCGUUGCAACCGUCAUUAAGAGUGCAGCUUCGAGCCUCGCAACAUCUGCUAUUGCUGCGGGCGAGUCUUUGAUAACGGAAAGCCUUCCGUCCAGCAUCUCAAUAGGGACAAAAUUUGCCUGCAUAGGAUCCGAAUGCACAGCGAUUCCGGGUUCCGGGUUUCAACUGGGCGAGAGUCUGGCUGUAUUCGUCCCUUCUGCCGAAAAGAUCCGGGAGCUUGAAGGAUUUGUAAACAAAAGCCCGAAUUUUGAGACUAUUCUGUCGGUUGGACUAGGUCUGGUCUUAAUCUCUGCGAUAUCACUACUCGCAAGCCUCAAAUUCAGACCACUUAGAUUCGCAGCCCUGGGAUUGAACAUUGUUGCCACAGUUCUAUAUCUUACGUUAACAGUGUUCACUGUGUUGAUAUGCGAAGCAUCUCGAACUGUGGGGGACCUACUCAAAGCUCGGACAGAGCGAGGUGAUGUGUUCGAGACGUCGAUCGGGAAUCUCGUCGUUGGUGUAUGCAUGUGCGGCAUGACCCUGGCGUAUAUGUUUUUUUAA